Molecule: messenger RNA, 2184 nt
Organism: Glycine soja
Lineage: Eukaryota; Viridiplantae; Streptophyta; Magnoliopsida; Fabales; Fabaceae
Product: EH domain-containing protein 1-like
Exons: 16
Coding region: 285-1934 (549 amino acids)
Biological process (GO): endosomal transport; endocytosis
Cellular component (GO): cytoplasm; plasma membrane; intracellular membrane-bounded organelle
Molecular function (GO): calcium ion binding; GTP binding; protein binding
Source: RefSeq, a predicted model, not a curated record
AGCAAGCAAAGGUGAGUUGGAACUACGAGACAAGGCGUAAUUUGUCGCAUUUAGAUGAAACUCACAACUUUACUUGGCACUAUUUUUUGGUAAACAAGAUCAAUAUUCGUUAAAGCAGCAUUUCUGCGCCAAAUCUAGUUAGUUUCCAUCGCCAAUACAAUACGACACCGCUUAAUGCAAGUCCUCGUCGUCGUUUAACGCUCACGUUUUCUGUUCUCUGAGAAGGUAAAAAGCGUUAAAACGCAGCAUCUCAAACACGCGAUUCCGAAGCUUUUCUGCGAUCAAUGGAGUUCGACCCGAUCCCAAUCGGUUCGUGCUCCAAAGAACACCAGAUGAUCUAUAAGGAGUGGUUCAAUUACGCUGAUUCAGAUAGCGAUGGCCGCAUUACGGGGAGUGAUGCCACCAAGUUUUUCGCCAUGUCCAAUUUGUCCCGCGAAGAUCUUAAGCAGGUGUGGGCUAUUGCAGAUUCAAAGCGACAAGGAUAUCUUGGUUUCACUGAAUUUAUCAUUGCUAUGCAGCUAGUUUCUUUGGCUCAAUCUGGGCACUCAAUAACACCCGAUCUGCUGACUAGUGAUGUUGAUUUUACAAAUGGGAAACCUCCCUCAAUGGAGGGUUUGGACGUAUUACUAGUUAAGAAAAAGCAUAAACAAAAAGAGGUUGAUGCAAAUGCAAUUAGCAAUAAUGCAGGUAGUUCUCAAUUGCAGCCAUCACCAUCAAGUAAUUGGUUUUCUUCAAAGUCAACAAAAAAGGUGCCUCUUUCCUCUGUGACAUCAAUAAUUGACGGCUUGAAGAGACUCUACAUUCAGAAGUUGAAGCCAUUAGAAGUUAAUUACCGUUUUAAUGAUUUUGUAUCCCCAUUACUGACAAAUAGUGACUUUGAUGCCAAACCAAUGGUUAUGCUUUUGGGUCAGUACUCAACUGGUAAAACAACAUUUAUCAAACAUCUGCUUAAAAGUAGUUAUCCAGGAGCACAUAUUGGACCUGAGCCAACAACUGAUAGGUUUGUUGUUGUCAUGUCUGGAUCUGAUGAGAGAAGCGUUCCUGGAAAUACUGUUGCUGUCCAAGCAGACAUGCCAUUUAGUGGUCUUACAACUUUUGGCACAGCAUUUUUGUCAAAAUUUGUGUGUUCACAGAUGCCUCAUCCUCUACUGGAACACAUCACAUUUGUUGACACUCCGGGAGUUCUAUCUGGAGAAAAGCAACGCACACAACGAGCAUAUGAUUUUACGGGUGUAACAUCUUGGUUUGCUGCUAAGUGUGAUUUGAUUCUCCUUCUGUUUGAUCCUCACAAACUUGACAUCAGUGAUGAGUUCAAUCGUGUGAUAUCAUCCUUACGGGGGCAUGAUGACAAAAUCCGAGUGGUUUUGAACAAGGCAGACCAAGUUGAUACCCAACAAUUGAUGAGGGUUUAUGGAGCCUUAAUGUGGUCACUUGGGAAGGUGCUGAAGACACCUGAAGUAAUGCGAGUGUAUAUUGGCUCCUUCAAUGACAAGCCUGUAAAUGAUGCUGCCACUGGUCCACUUGGGAAGGAACUCUUUGAAAAGGAACAGGAUGAUCUACUCUCGGAUCUGAAAGAUGUACCAAAAGCAGCUUGUGAUCGAAGAAUCAAUGAGUUUGUAAAACGGGCCCGAGCAGCCAAGAUACAUGCUUACAUUAUCAGCCAUCUUAAAAAGGAGAUGCCUGCUAUGAUAGGCAAAGCUAAAGCUCAACAAAAGCUCAUCGAUAAUUUGGCAGCUGAAUUUGGAAAGGUACAAAGGGAGUUCCAUUUACCUCCUGGCGAUUUUCCAAAUGUAGAGUUUUUCAGAGAGAGAUUGAGUGGUUACAAUAUUGAUAAGUUUGAAAAAUUGAAACCAAAAAUGACACAAGCAGUUGAUGACAUGUUAGCUUACGACAUUCCUAAUCUCUUGAAGAAUUUUAGGAAUCCCUAUGAUUAAAUUUCUGAGCAAUUGAGUCGGUGCUAUAAUUAGCUUAGUUAGAGUGACAUUUGUAGCGUACAAAUUUUACGGGAUCUUUAUGCAAUGUAUGUGUGUCAUGAGAUCUUUAUGUGCCAUCCGGUGGCCUUUCUUUUCUAGUAGGAAGUUUUAUUAUUUAAUAUAUGUUUUUGUAUUUAUGUAUAUUUUGUUAUCUACAAUCAAGUGUCAAGACAGAAAAUAAAGGGAAAACACAAUUACUUGUUUGCAUCAA